AGAUUAAGAGAAAUAAAGAUGGAAAGUGAAAUAUGAAUGUGCAGUGAGAUCGGUUUAGCCUCUUUGGAAUAAAGCGCGUGCAGCCUUUUCAGCUCCAAACACCGCCCGCAUGCAGCCUGCCGAGCAGCCCCACCCCUGCUUCUCUUCUGCCCGACUCCCUCAGGAUAUUUUUAGCGCUGAUGAUGCGCCCUGUCAAAUCACGUAACGGAAACUACCUCAGAGUCGAGAAGCCGUUGUGGAGAAAGGCUUUUGGUCCGGUUUUAUUGGUGUGAUCUACAAGGAAAGGCCGCGAACAAGAUGAUAUUUGAAAUGAAUUUGGUGUUUUUUGUAUUGGUGGUGCUUACCGGCUCAUCGCAGACAAGAGGUCAGAGCAGUGCGUUGCCUCCUGUCCUCACCCCAGCUGCCCCCCCGAGUCACGCUGGAAGCUCAGCAUCUCCUGACCAGACAGAGCAUCCUGGGAAUGAGCACUCACAGUGGACAUAUAAUCCUGCAGGCGGGGAUGUAACCCCAACCGAAACCACAACUAUUACCAAGACCGAAGUGACAGUCCAUUCAGAGACUGUGACAAAUUCUGUCGGCCUACAUCCAACACACUGGUCCACCGCUACAUCUCUACACACCAAUGUGCCUGGUUCACCAUCAGCUGCCACAGAAAGCCUUUCAUCAGUGCCGACCGCACACAGCAGCGCCUCUACGCAGCACUUCUCUACCACGGAAGGCAGAGCCGUUCUGACCUCAGAUCCCUUGAACACCUUUUCAUCUCCGCCAGCCCACACAGCGCAGGAUACAAGCGCCACAGCCCACGCCUCUACCUUGCAGCCACUGUCUGAAUCACUGACCACAGCGACCACGCAGCUCACCACCACACAGCCUCUGACCUCAGCUCCAGGCCGAGGUCCUGCUGGGCCUACACACCGAGAGGUCCCGCCUGAGCUUAAUGUUGGAGAUGAAGACCUCAAGAGGCCCCGCUCAAGCUCCCCUUUGGACCCACUGCUGGCUGGCCUGCUGUCAGUGUUCAUCGUUACCACUGCUAUUGUCUUCGUCGUCCUCUUCCUUAAAUUUCGCCAGCGGACAACUCAUCCAGAGUUCCAUCGGCUUCAGGAUCUACCCAUGGAUGAUUUGAUGGAGGACACGCCGCUCUCGAGAUACUCCUACUGAUGGAAGCAUCCUGUUCACAACACUCAGAGAACAAAAGCAAAGCAGACAACAAAGGGAGACCACAGUGGAUCUAAGAAAAAAACCUUUGCCUGGACUUAGCUACAAGUCUUUUGGGUCAGUGUUAAAAAUCAUAUUCAUCUGUAGUUCCAUAAGAAGGAGCAUUAGUCUUUUAAAUGAGAUAUGAGAUGUUCUUUUUUCCACAUUCCCUUUAAACUUCCUGAGAUCUUCAGUUUAGUGGAAACUGUUUGUUUGAGUUAGUAGAGCCUCUGCACCCCUGAGUGACUCCUCAUGUAUGCACAGCACUUUAAAUCGCUUGAAUGAUUGCAGUGCCCCCUGGGGGACGUCUGAGGUAAUGUAGAUCAAGUCCUAAAUAGACAACCUCAAGUUAUAUGGCAAGAAAAAAAAAAAGUAAUACAUAUGGGAUAUUUGCCAAAAUGAUUAAGGAAUAUAAACGAUGAUCCCUUAGGAGACCAAAUAAAAGUGAAGUGCACUUUUAAACCAAAUUGCCAGGUUGCACACGUUGUCUUAAAACUAAGGUUUUGCAAAAUAUAUUUACAUAAGUGAUUUUACAAUAAGCCAUAUCUUUGGGAAAAACAGACACGAAAUAUAUGAAGAAACUUCCAAUUUGGCGUGGAAAGCAUUUAUUUUUGCAGCCUUUUAAUGUGUUACUACACUUGUUGGGGAAUUUGUAUUGUCAUGGUCUGAAGCUGGUAUAUAUAACUUGAAUUUGGUUCGGACAAAUGUUUGGACUAAAACAGACUUAAAUUAGAAAUAAAUUGUAAAGUAAAAUAUAUACCACUAUUGUAAAACAUGUUGUUAUUAUAAGUAAUGUAUUCGUUCCUGCAGAAGGUGGUUGUUAAAAUGCUUUAAGUGGAGACUAUGAGGAACUUUCCAUGUUUAGAUUGCUGUUACCUGUAUCUGUAUUAGCCGGAGUAGCCUAUCAAAUGUGCCGGAACUAAGCUGUUGUUUCACAGUUUUUAUUACCUCGUGUGUUACUUUGCUGUUAAGUGCCAACAGUGAUGUAUUAAAAUAUGCCAUUGAAAUGUGGACUGUAAAAAUGUAUUGAUAUUAACUUUGAUAAUAAAACACAAACCGUGACAUAUGGGCAGGUUUUGCUGUGUCAUUGUAACCUGUGUUUCCAGCCAAACAGCUCUGCAGGGAUAUAAAUCCACAUGCCAAGACAAGUAGUGGACUUUGAACAACUACUAAGCUUUAUAAAACAAAAAAGCCAAUCCCUUAACACACCAAUGUUGACGGAACCCCACACUCGAUCAAUACCCAUUCAAAAAAGAAAAGCACGGGGUUAAGUAUUAACAAUGUUUAAUAUUUAUUAUCAUCAAUGUGAAAACUCAAAACCCUGUAUGCAAAACAUCUGAAAAAAAUCGAAAUAAAAAAGGAACAGCAAUA
Eleginops maclovinus (Patagonian blennie) is the source of this 2565-nucleotide messenger RNA. Its product is annotated as mucin-2-like. The coding region runs from base 298 to 1158 and encodes 286 amino acids. NCBI's taxonomy places the organism in Eukaryota, Metazoa, Chordata, Actinopteri, Perciformes, Eleginopidae. The transcript has 5 exons. The record is from RefSeq and is a predicted model, not a curated record.